This is a messenger RNA of Cryptomeria japonica (Japanese cedar), 408 nucleotides long. RefSeq names its product protein SMALL AUXIN UP-REGULATED RNA 12-like. NCBI's taxonomy places the organism in Eukaryota, Viridiplantae, Streptophyta, Pinopsida, Cupressales, Cupressaceae. Gene Ontology annotation, biological process: response to auxin. The transcript has a single exon. The coding region runs from base 1 to 408 and encodes 135 amino acids. The record is from RefSeq and is a predicted model, not a curated record.
AUGGUGGGCAUUAUAAGACAAUGGCAGAAACUGAUGAGCAUAGUUUGUAAAUCUAAAGAUAAUGUUCCUCCAGAUGUACCAGAAGGUCACCUCGCUGUGUAUGCUGGAUAUGGGUGUGAAAGACAGCGUUUUAUUGUCCCUGCAAUUUACUUUAAUCAUUCAUUGUUUCGGCCAUUGCUGGACAAGGCAGAAGAGAUGUUUGGAUUCAAUCACAGUGGCCCAAUUCUCAUUCUUUGCAAGCCUUUACUGUUUGAACAAAUCCUCGGUCUUUUGAGUGGAAAUUCUACUAAAAUUCUUAACGUUGAGGAACUGGUAAAGAGAAUUUGUGAUAAGGAUAUGGAAACAGAGGGACUGAUUUCAUCUGUUAUUAGAAACCAUCUUGGGCACAUAUCUGAACUACGCUGUUGA